Messenger RNA from Dicrocoelium dendriticum, 495 nucleotides. The record is from the annotation of a GenBank genome assembly. Lineage: Eukaryota; Metazoa; Platyhelminthes; Trematoda; Plagiorchiida; Dicrocoeliidae.
AUGAAAACCAACAAAGGUUUCACCAUAAUGAGCUUUCUACUGCCGUUGGUGUAUCUCUUCGUCCUUGGAUUAUUCUUCAGUGGGCCCACAAAAGAGACUCACAUUAACCAUGUGGAUAUCACCCGCGAGUGGAAGGGAUGGAUGCAGAUUUACUUCCUUAUAUAUCACUUCACUGGCUCAUAUCGGGUGAUUCCAGUGUACUUAUUCACACGAUACUUCACUUCGACCUACUUGUUCUUGUCCGGAUUUGGUCAUUUUCACUACUACUGGCACCAUCCACUACCUGCUUCGUUGCUGUGCAAGUUGAUCCCGUUCCGCUUAUCUCUCCGAGAACUCCGCGCCACUGCAUCUUCUUGGUGGUCAAUGUUACACCGGUACUUGUUGGAGCGAGCCUCCUCACACUUCAAACUGCAAGCAGCCGACCGGCCAGGCAGUUGGGAAUACCUUAAGCAAUAUCAACUCUGUCUCACGAAUCAACUAGUUGAUGAUGACUAG